Molecule: messenger RNA, 2516 nt
Organism: Oryzias melastigma (Indian medaka)
Lineage: Eukaryota; Metazoa; Chordata; Actinopteri; Beloniformes; Adrianichthyidae
Product: zinc finger protein 385D
Exons: 8
Coding region: 652-1782 (376 amino acids)
Cellular component (GO): nucleus
Molecular function (GO): zinc ion binding; nucleic acid binding
Source: RefSeq, a predicted model, not a curated record
UGGCCACUUUUUCACACAGAGAGGAAUUCUGUUUGGGCUACAGCGGACCUGGAAGUUGAAUUGAGGUCACUGCCACCUCAGAACACACAGCGUAGUGCGCUGAGUGCAGGAACAGCAGCACACAUACGUGUCGCUGUGGAGUUUCCUCCCUGCAUCAGGAUGCUGCUAUUAAUACAGUGGAUCCCACUGGAAAAAAAAAGAAGAAGUGAGGAUGGGAAAGCAUUUAGUGAGCGGAUGGUUUCACUGAUUUCCAAAUAAAGCUGCCCAGGAGGGAAGCCAGAAAACUCUCCUGUUUGUUUUAUGCAGCUAAUUUGAUUUUUACUGCUUCUUUUAGCACAUUUUCUGCUGUGAAAGCCGCACGCUCCUUCAUGGUGGCAGUGUACACUCAUUAGGGAUCAUUUCUGUCUUUUCAAGUUGAAUUCAAACCAGAUUUUGAAGAAGAUGGAGUGAGGAAGAGCUGUGCGGUAAAGCAAGAGGAGGAGGAGGAAGAGGAGGAGGAGGGGAAGGAGGUCCAGAUGGGAAGGAGCAGGCUCCGCUGCAGAGAGGAGGAGGAGGACCACGAGAGAGGAAGGGAAGCCUGGCGUGUGCGAUGAGAAACGCAGAGUAGUGGGAUUUCCUUUUUUUUUUUUUUUUUUUUACGCCGGUGCUGUCAUGUAUUUUGGUAACGUGUGUCACAGCUCCCUGCCAGUGCCGGCUCGUCCCGUGCCGGGCAGGACCCAGCCGUCCCCAGAGCUGAAAGCCCUCUUCCCCUUCCACCUGCUGCCUGGUUUCCAUGACAUGGAUCGCAUCAACAAAUCCUUGAGUAGCUCCGGCCUCAGGCUAAGUUCACCCCUGAGGAGGAAGGUCAGCUCCUGCAGCGCCUGUCGACUGAGAUUCAACUCUGUGGCUCAAGCGACUGCCCAUUAUAGCGGCACCAGGCAUGCAAAGAGGAUGAAAGCUCUGGAUGCCCCAGAUUCUAAGAUCAGGACCUCUGAACCAGUCGCCACGGAAACCGCAUCGCAACACAGCUCUGAGGCCACAUCAGAAGCUCCAAACCCUUCUUCACAGUCAUUGACCUGCAGUCCUUCCGAAACCUUAAAAGAGCCCCCUGACCAAUCCCUGCCCCUCAGCCCGAGCGCCACUGAAAAUGAAGCGCACAAAGACGCGGAGGCAGAAGCUCCAGACGGGGAGACAGAAGAAGAGAAAGCGUUACGGCUUCUCUACUGCUCGCUCUGCAAGGUGGCCGUCAACUCGGCCUCCCAGCUCCAGGCCCACAACAGCGGUACCAAGCACAAGACGAUGCUGGAAGCCAGAAAUGGCGACGGAGCCAUCAAGUCUUUCCCGAGGAGCGGCAUCAAAGCCAAGACGUCUGCUCCGCCUGAGUCAUCAACCGGCCUGCAGAACAAAACGUUCCACUGUGAGAUCUGUGAUGUGCAUGUCAACUCAGAGACCCAGCUCAAACAGCACAUCAGCAGCAGGCGGCACAAGGACCGAGCAGCGGGCAAACCAGCCAAGCCCAAGUUCAGCCCCUACAGUUCCACCCAGCGUCACCAGAGUCUUCAGGCGAUAAGGCUGGCUCUUCAAAAACACCGAGACAUGACCAAACCCCUGGCGCCUUGUCUUCUGCAGAGACAAAUCUCCGUUGCUGCUGCAAUGGCGUCGUUGCCCGCCUUUCCCCUGCAGCCUGCCACAAACUCCAGCCCCGCUCUGUUUCCCAGCCAGACCCUUCCCCAGGCUUUACUUCACCCGGCCUCCAGACCCAUUUGUUCAGCGCACACUUCAGUCCUGUUCUCCCCCUUCUGACUCCAACAGUGAUGAACUUCAGUGAGACCCACAAAUGUGAUCGAAAACAGCACACGGCAAGGAUGUUUGAGAGAAUAAACUAAAAUAUAACAACAACUAAUUAGUAUUUUCCAAUGAGAGUGAGUGCACACACAGAUGGAACUGUCACACAUUCUCAGUAUUCUCUGAUUUGAUGUCGACUGAGCAGAAAUGCAGAAUGGCGCUCUGCAGUGAUGACUAUACCUGUGUGAGUGUUUUUCCAGACUUGUAUGCACAGCGACUGAAAAGUGUUUGGACGCCUGCUUGUAUGCAGUUUUACCUUCAGUACUGAAAACAACCCCUCCCCCUUCUUUGGAAGCAAAUUUAAAAUACAUUUUAAAAACUUGUUGAGGCUCAUCUGCUACUUGCACUUUAGUGUGUUUCACCGCUUUUAAACAUUUUUGACCUGAAAAAAGUCCUUUUUGAGGGAUAUGCGUACAAGCAGGAAGUGCUGUUAGCUAAGUUUGCUAGCUUAUUUUAUCUUUUAUUUUCCCCUUUUCUGGACCCAAAAUGAAAAGACAAAACAUUUUUCUUCUUCUUUUUUUUAUUAGAAAAGUAUGUUGCUGACUAUUGUUGGGUCAUUGUUAUAGGGCAGAGCCAUUUUUAACUAUUCUGCUAAGCAAACUGAACUGCUAGCAUGUUAGCUAAUCAUGUGUAUAUUCUGUUCUUCAUGCCUAAAAAGAUAUAAAAUUAAGUUUUUAUUAAAAAAAAAAAAA